CAAAAAUGGUGUUGCCUAAUACAGUAGUAGAUUCCAGCACCCAAGAGCUGCUAGAAGCUCAAUCUCAUGUGUGGAAUCUAACAUUCAGCUUCAUAAAUUCAAUGUGCCUAAAAUCAGCUCUUGAAUUAGGCAUACCCGAUGCCAUCCACAAACACAACAAGCCCAUCACAAUCUCCGAAUUAGCCGACGCCCUCUCCAUCCCCAAAUCCAAAUCCCACGCCCUCUUCCGCCUCAUGCGAGUCCUCGUCCAUUCCAAGGUCUUCGCCAAGGCGGAAGAGGACGCGUACGCGCUCACAGGGACUUCUCGUCUCCUUCUUCGAGACGAGCCCAUGAGCUUCACCCCUUUCAUACUCACCACGACCGAUCCGAUCGCGGUGGGCACGUACGAUAGUAUGACCGAAUGGUUCCGGGACGAGUGCCCGACCCCGUUCGUGACGAAAUACGGGAGAAACGUUUGGGAGUUUGGAGCGCAUGAGGCCAGGUGGAACCAGCUAUUUAACAAGGGAAUGACUACUGAUUCGGAGCUUAUUGGAAAGAUACUCGCGAGAGAAUGCAAACAUGUUUUUGAAGGUUUGGAGACUGUGGUGGAUGUUGCCGGGGGCCGCGGCGCCCUGGCGAAGGCAGUGGCGGCCGCGUUUCCCGGCAUGAAAUUGGUUGUGCUUGAUCUUCCACAAGUGGUUGAUGGGCUUCAAGGAUUUGAGAAUGUGAGCUUUGUGAGUGGAGAUAUGUUCAAGUAUGUUCCUCCUGCUGACGCUGUUAUACUCAAGUGGAUACUUCACGACUGGAGUGAUGAAGAUUGUCUAAGAAUUUUGGAGAAUUGCAAAGAAGCAACCGCUGCAGGUAGUGGCAAAGUGAUUAUUUUGGAUAUGGUUGUGGAUUGUGAGAAGCAAGAACACAAGGCCAUUGAAACUCAAUUGUUUUUUGAUAUGGUGAUGAUGGUUGGGCUUGGAGGAAAAGAGAGAACUGAGAAAGAGUGGGCUAACCUAUUUUCUAUGGCUGGCUUCCAAAAUUAUAAGAUCACUCCCCUUUUAGGAUUAAGGUCUGUAAUCGAGGUGUUUCCUCGAUGAUUUGUUAGUACCAAAUAAUAUUUCAUUUUGGUAUAUUGUACUGCAUGUUGGCAUAUUUGAUUUGUCAUGUAUUUCCUCCUAUUAAUAAGAUUGCCAUCACUUUUUAUGGGCA
Messenger RNA from Salvia splendens (bonfire salvia), 1179 nucleotides. Its product is annotated as 8-hydroxyquercetin 8-O-methyltransferase-like. The record is from RefSeq and is a predicted model, not a curated record. The transcript is spliced from 2 exons. NCBI's taxonomy places the organism in Eukaryota, Viridiplantae, Streptophyta, Magnoliopsida, Lamiales, Lamiaceae. Bases 6 to 1067 code for a protein of 353 amino acids. Gene Ontology annotation, molecular function: O-methyltransferase activity; protein dimerization activity.